Messenger RNA from Nilaparvata lugens (brown planthopper), 4460 nucleotides. RefSeq names its product nuclear protein localization protein 4 homolog (gene Npl4). Gene Ontology annotation, molecular function: ubiquitin binding; ubiquitin protein ligase binding. The transcript is spliced from 13 exons. The coding region runs from base 81 to 2015 and encodes 644 amino acids. Gene Ontology annotation, cellular component: nucleus. NCBI's taxonomy places the organism in Eukaryota, Metazoa, Arthropoda, Insecta, Hemiptera, Delphacidae. Gene Ontology annotation, biological process: ubiquitin-dependent protein catabolic process. The record is from RefSeq and is a predicted model, not a curated record.
UCUGGAAACAGCUGAUCGGGUGAUCACAUCAAAUUUGCUAUAUUUGUGACAAGAGGCUCGGCGUGAAAUCUAUUCCUGCAAUGUCUAAGUCUAAACCUAUUGUAUUGAGAGUCCAAUCUGCUGAAGGAACUAAGCGAAUCGAAGUACAGCCAAGCGACACUGUUGUGAAAUUAUUCGAGAAGGUUCACGAUGUGUUCUCGCUGUCGGGUUUCGCGUUCUCGUUGUUUCGCGAGCGCAACAGCAAGGCUGAGCUGGUGUCAUCGCGUAGCAAGACGGUGUCGGCGUCAGGGCUGAAGCACGGCGACAUGAUCUACUUGGCACCGCUGAAUGGAGCCAUGCUGUGGGACAAUCCGCGGCCGGGCACUAGUGGCUCAAUGGACGGCGCUGUCGCUAGCACCAGCACCAGCACCAGCACCAGUCGGCCGUCAACCUCUAUGAGUGUUGACAGACCGUCUCAGUCGUCUGGAGUUCAAAGUAGACAAAGCAGUCUUCCCUAUCUGGAGGAUGAAGUCGACCAAAUUCUAUGGAAACAGGAUGGAAAAGUGCAAAGGAAACGCGAUGAAAAACUGUGUCGCCACGGCUCAAACGCGUGUUGUGUUCACUGCUCACCGCUGGAAUCGUACGAUGAGGCCUACUUGAAAGAGCAGAAUGUAAAACACAUGUCAUUUCAUGCCUAUCUCAGGAAACUCACUGCCGGCGUCAACAAGGGUAAAUUCGUGACAUUGGAGAACAUAAAUUGUAGAAUAAAACCAGGAUGCAAAGAUCAUCCCCCCUGGCCUAGAGGAAUUUGUUCAAAGUGCCAGCCCAGUGCCGUCACACUCAAUCGCCAGGUCUACAGGCAUGUGGAUAGUGCAAUGUUUGAGAAUCCGCAGUUAGUGGAACGAUUUUUGGAUUACUGGAGGACCACAGGUCACCAGCGUAUUGGCUAUCUGUAUGGCAGGUACGAAGUGCACAAUGAUGUACCGCUGGGUAUCAGAUCCACUAUAUCCGCCAUCUAUGAGCCUCCUCAGGAAAGUAGUAAAGAUCAUGUGAAACUGUUGCCUGAUGAGAGAGAAGCGCUGAUAGAUGAAGUCGCUGGAAAGUUGGGUCUUAGACGAGUUGGCUGGAUAUUCACAGACUUGUUGCCAGAAGAUCUCAAAAAAGGAACGGUGAAGCACAUCAGGAACAUGGAAAGUCAUUUUCUGACCGCUCAAGAGUGCAUAAUGGCGGGUCACUUGCAGAAUCAUCAUCCAAACGUGUGUCGCUUCUCUCCGUCGCAGUCAUUCGGCUCAAAGUUCGUCACUAUCUGUGUAACAGGUGAUAAGACAAAUCAGGUGCACAUGGAGGGCUACCAGGUGUCGAACCAGUGCAUGGCGUUGGUGAGGGACGAGUGCCUCAUUCCCACCAGGGAUGCUGCCGAACUGGGCUACAUAAAGCAAUCAACAGACAAGCAGUUUGUGCCGGACGUCUAUUACAAGGAAAAAGACUCGUACAACAAUGAAGUUUCAAGACUGGCUCGACCACUACCUGUUGAAUAUUUACUUGUUGAUGUGCCUGCGUCAAUGCCUCUCACACCAGUCUACACGUUCAACUCUGAUACAAAUAUAAGACCUUUCCCAGUCGAAAAUAGGUUAAUUGAUGGUCAAAUCCAAGAUUUCUCCCAGCUGUCAUCGUAUCUUCAACAAUUCAAUCCUGAUCAGUUCCUGAUUGCUGCGUCAGAUUUUCAUUUCCUUUUGUAUAUAGCUACAAUGGACAUGUUGCCGAUGAAGGAGCACAUGGACCGGCUACUGGAAGCGGUGCGAACCAAGGACGCUGAGCUUGCGUUGGAGUGGUCUCACUCGGAGCACUGGGCCACAGUCGAACAGCUGAUCGCCGCAUCGAGCGGGGGUGCCGAGGGGGGAGGAGGAGCUAUGGCCGACGCCCCCCAUCCGUCCACCCCCAUGGAGGGCGGACCGGCUCAGUGGACUUGCCCGCACUGCACUUUCCUCAACAUGCCGCACCUGCAUGCAUGCGACAUGUGCAGCCUGCCGCGGUAAUGAGCUGAAGCCUCAUGUUGCCGCAAAACGAUGGUGAAGCUUCAAAUCAAUCACCCAUGCUGUGGUAACAUGUUACAUAAUGAUGGUGAAGCUUCAUCACGGUUUGAUAGUGUAGCCUCAAAAUUUAAAUUUUUCACCAACCGGAUUUCGAAGCCAUAAAGCCAACAAGUCAUCAUCAUGGUGAUAAGUACUUCUCAUUUAAUGAUAGUUAAGCUCAAAAAUGGAAUACUUUCACAGCCAGUAUUUUGAAGCCAGCACAUAAUAUUAUUGGUGAAUCAUCAGGAUAGAUAUAUUCGUCAUAGCUGGAUUGUCUAUGACCUUGAAAUCGAAAUGUUUGUAAAUCUACUAAAUGAUCACCAACAUGGAGAUGUUGCCAUGUUCAUCAAAACUUCAUGGUGAUAUGUUUACAUAUAACUGUUUGUGAAUCUAAAACAUUAUUAAUGUUGACAGUUUAUGAUCAUAUGUUAUUGUGGUGAACUUUUUUAGUAUUUGGAAUAUUCGAUGGCUUUUUAUUGGUGUGGCGUAACUUAUAUAAAGGUCUCAUCUAGCCUAACUUGUUUUUGAUAUUGAUUAAUGCUUAGUCUAUUACAUAAACAAGUUGGCCGAAAUAAAUAAUAUGUAGCUGAAACGUCAAUAUCAAAAUGUUGAUGGUGAAUCUUUAGCUGAUACAUCUUGGGGGGGGGGGGGCUCCACUACAAAAUUCCGAUCAAGCUUCAACAUCAAUAAAUUCUUGAAAAGUGAUAUCGAAUGAUUUCUUUGAUCAUUUGACUUGAACUAUUAUGUGGUAUUAUCAGGUGGCCGCCUGUCUAAAUUUUGCAAAACAAUUAUAUUUAUAGUGUUUAAAUAUAUUUUUGGUGAGACAAUUGAGCUGAUCUGGAAUUGAAUUAAGCAGAAAAUAUACUUAUAGUGUCUAAAUUAUAUUUUAAUGAUUGCAAUAGGUGGAAGCUAAUGUGCUGGAACAGUACUUGUAGUAAACUAUCACUAUAUAAUUGAGCGAAAAAAAUUGAUUUGAGUUAUACUUUUGAUGAAUGCAGUCAAUCCUAUAAGAAACAAUAGUAAGUUUAUGAACAUUAUUAUUGUUUUAUUUCAAACAUCUUAUGCUGUGUAGUCAUGUCCGACUCCAGAGUAUUUCUCAUUGGUAUGUUCUUCUACCAAGUAAGAAAAGAGAAUUAUAUUUAUGAAACAUUUUGCACCUAAAAUUACUAGUCUUAAUGACUUUUAAUCUUUUCAUUAAUUCCAAUUUUAAAAAUAUACGAUUAGUGUUCGUAACUUUGCACCUAAGUAAGGAACAGAUUCAAUUUUAAGAAUUGAAGUUUGUAAAAAUGGAAGGAUGUUGUUUAUUGUAAUAAAAUUUUCUUAACACGAAAACUUGCUGUGAAGUCCAUGAAAUAUUUUUUGAUUGAACAAGGUUUCGUCUUAGAGGAUAAGAUGUUGAUAGUUAAGGGCCAUAUUUAUUCAUGAUUCAUGAACGAUGAUUAAAGUAGAGCCACACACGUAACGUGGUUUAAAUCUGUGGUAAGAACAUAACGAUUAUUUAGUUAGGUUGCCUUGGAAGCUGUCCAGUACUUAGUUGCUAAGCAAAUAAGUCCGUGCUUAGGUAAGUUUUCAGACCAACAUCUAUCUAUGAAUACGGCCUCAAGUUUAUGAAAACAAUAUUUACUACAUUAUUUAUGGUUUACAUAGAGAUUAGUUGAGUUUUUUCCAAUUGAACUUGAUUCUAUUAAUUUUGUUUUAGCCCGUUACUUUAAAUUUGUCGCUCAUGCAAUAAACUGACGGCAGAAUUGAAUAAUCUUCCGGCAGUUUAUUUGCCUUUGAGCAAUGAAAUUAUGAGGCCUUGAAACGCCUGACUAUUAGCUACUAAGCUGCCUACAGAGCUUUGUACUUCCACUUCUCAAUUUCUACAUAAGAAUAUAUUGAUAACUUGAAAAAAUGUUAUUAUUGUUAAUAAAAUUUACCUUUAUUGAAUUAAAAAAUGUCUGAAAGUCUGAAAUAAUUAUUGUGAAGAUAGCUUGAAUAAUGAAAACAAAUAUUGAUACUUUUCAAAAAUACUAAAUUGCUUUUUCUAAAAUUUAGUAUUGUCUUAGUGCUUUACUUAUUUAAAUUGCAAGAGGUCCCGUUUCUCAAUUUUGUGAUUUCUUAUCAGAAAAAUGUCGAUUCGAAUUUGUUCUAUCCUAUUUAUUUGACCUGAUAUUAUGAAAAGUCUACCGUCUCUCCAUGAUAAUAUUUUAAACGAUCUGGCACACAAAUUAUGAUUUUAGAUAUAAACAUUUCUAUAAAUAAGAUUACAGACUACAGGCUGAUCCCGACCAUUUAUUGAUUUGUUCAGCUUUUGUAUUCAUAGCAAUCUAUGAAUUCUAUACAUCUAUUUUCUAAGCAUAUUAUGUAUUCCAUACAUGUAUAUCAUGGAACAAAUCCAUUCACUAAUGACAUCUCUUAUAUUUUUUU